GUUUGCGGAGUACACUGCGACACAGUUUGAAGGACACAGUACACUCAUGCCAUGUAGAACACACUGGUACAGUUUGGGUAUAAACCAUUUGGCAAGUGCAGAAGUGGAUAAUUCAUUAUGGCAGCGGUUAUCGGAAUUCUCAUAAUGGUUGCAGUAAGGAUCUCAAAGGUCAAUACUCACGUCUGUACUUUCCAUGACCAAUAUGGCGGGCUGUUUGUUGACUGUAGAGGGAGACAACUCCUGCAUGUUCCUGACGACCUUCCACGGAACACUACCUCUCUUGACAUCAGUGAGAAUCAGAUUACAGUUGUUAGAAAUAUGACAUUUCAAAACUUUAGCUGUCUUAAGUACAUAAACCUGAACAAUAACUCACUUAUCACUAUGGAGCGUGAUGCCUUCUUUGGCGUAUACAGUCUAACCACUCUCCUUCUCGCAAGUAACACACUCUCACACAACAACUCCUUACCCGAAGGACUUUUCCGUGACCUUGGAAAUCUGCACACACUCAAUCUUGAGAAAAACAAGAUGAAAGCAUAUCCAGAUUUGGUGUUAGCUCCCCUCACCAAGCUCCACAGCCUGUACAUUGACCCCGUUCCAGAUGCUGUCUUUGGGUCUGGAUUCUCAAAACUGACAAAUCUCAAAGUUCUCAAGAUGGAUGGUGGCCAUUGUUCUUUAGAAAAAAUAACAAAUGAAACAUUUCGACGUUUAAAUGAAACAAAACUUGAGGUACUACUUCUUAAUCAUUGUCAUCAUUUAACAUUUUGUGAGACCGGUGUUCUUGAGCCUUUGUCCUUCCUAAAACAUCUGGAACUAACUAACAAUGAAAUUGGUAUCCAAAAUGUUUUACAUCUUCUUUAUCCUCUCGUUGGAAGGAACAUGACAAGAAUAUGGUUGAACAACACAUAUAUAGCCCGUGCUCACUUCAAGGAAGAUGUGGAUGAUCGUAUCCUUACAGAAUACAGCACACGCUUUUUGACUCAGAUAUGUGUUUCAGAGUUGUCCUUGAAAGGGAACCGGAUAUGUUUAAUUGAAACAGGUUCUUUAUACAAAUCCCCCAUUCGUGAAUGUUUGGAAGUGGUCGAUUUUUCAACAAACCGCCUGAUUGGAGAUGCAUUGUUUGUGUUAUUUUUUGCAGCGUUCUCAAGACUGAGACACCUUGACUUAAGUCAUCAACAUCAUACAUAUGAUAGAGUUGAGAGCAUAUGGGAAGAAGUAGAAGGGAGAAAAAAGGGGAACCUCACGCUGAUGCUUGCUCCAAAACUUCAAUAUUACAAUGCAACAAAUACAUUCAUGUUGUCAGUAACAUAUGAUGAAAUCACAUUUACAAACACCGAACAUCUUGACACAGUGCUUUUUGGAUACAACCAACAACAUACUCUUGUUCGUAUAAAAGGGUUAGAAAAUGUGAGUCACGUUGACUUAUCUGGAAACAAACUUGGCAAUGUUACUGAAGAAUUUUUUAAGUCAUUUUCAAACGCCAGAAUAUUAUCUUUGAAAAAUUGUGGCUUACAAUUUGCCAACGAUGUGCUAAGAGCUCGAAAUAUAUUUGGUGCUCUUAAAUUAGUGGAAUAUUUGGAUCUUUCGUUGAAUGGCCUACAAUUAUUCCCAUUCAUCCUAGAUCAAAAUAGAAUAAUUCAUCUUAAUCUUUCGCAAAACAAAUUUCAUACCAUUCCCAUUGUGUCAACCACUUUUCCACGUCUCACGCUUCUGAACAUGUCAUAUAAUAUGAUAGGACAUUUGGAUAAGUAUACACAAUCUGACUUGGAUUCUUCGGCUGAAAGAAACCGUCUGAAAGUCAUUGUUAGAGGCAACAUAUUUUCUUGUGGCUGUGAAAAUCUGGACUUUAUCCUGUGGUUGAUAGACUCACCAGUAAUCUAUGAGUCUGAUAGGAAUUUCCCUUGUAUUCAGGACAAUGGACAAAUGACAAGAACUGUUGAGGUUGUCAGGAAUUACAUCAGUAUCCACCGUCACUGUACUGGUAUAUGGAUGUUCACUCUCACAGUCCCAUGUUUGACUGUCUUCCUGACGUCUAUUGUAACUAUAUACCUUAUCUCCAAGAACCCCACUAGAUUCAAGAACAUACUCAUGGGAACACUUGGGUUUGGCGUCCAGUAUCUAACUGGAAAAGACUUUUCCUUCACACUCUACAUCGGGUAUUGUGAAGUGGACAUUCCUUUUGUUUAUCGGAAACUUCGGCCUGCAUUAGAGCUAUGUAAUCACCCCGUGCGUCUCUUCUUAAAAGAUCGUGAAGUACUUCCGGGUCAUGACAUUGCUGACGGAGUUAUAGAAGGUAUUAACAAAAGUUGGAAGACCGUUCUUGUUGUAUCACAUGAUUUCCUUGAAGACCCCUCUGCCUGGUCACAUUUCACUAUCAAUGCAGCAAUAUACUCCAUGCAUGCCCUCAUUCCUAACCGGAUAUUGAUCCUACUGGUGGGGGACAUCCAAGCAGAGGACCUUCCUCAGUGUCUGUUAAACAUGGUUGAAGAGAACUUCAUUAUACAUGUGGACGAAUACCCCCAAGAGACAGCGUUGUGGAAACAUCUGAAACUGAUAGCAAAUUUGGAACAAUAAUCGCUGUAUAAUAGAUGUGAUAACCAAUAACUAGAUUUGUAAAAUGAGGCAGUGAUUCAAUGCAAAUGUGUUACUUUAUAUUGAUCUCUGCAUGUAUUUUCUAUAGUAUGUAACAUACCUGAAACGUCUCUUCCAUUCGUUUGCUGUUGAGCAGGCCUUUCGUGAACCAUUGCGAGGGAAUAAUUCUGAAUAUGAAAGCGACAAAACCUUUUCCAUAUUCAUAAGAAAUCUCAAAAAGCAUAGCCUUUGCAACGAUUCCGACCACAGCUUGAGCAUGUGUUUAUGCAUCACUAUCACAGGUUUUCGCGAAAAGUUGAGCAUAUCCUGCCCAACCUGUGGUAACUGUCACAAACACAUGCAAGUCAAGUGUUCACCUGAAAAAAACAUGGGAACAUAAGUCAAAAUAGGGAAAUGCAUCAGACAUGAUUUUUUUACUGAUGCGUCAAAUUUGGAAAUGUCCUCAACAUAUCUACUAUAAACCCUUUGAAAGCUAUACUAAGGUAACAUUAAUUAAACAAGCUCUGAGAAAGAAUUGUACGAUACUGCUCGAUUGUACCACACAAGUUGUGAAGCUGAAGGAGUAAAGAGAAUGUUGACUAUUGGAAAUUUGAAGUCAUCACUCAUUUCAUACAGUCUUGUUGAAUAGUUUCUCACUCUGAAUCUUUAUGCACAGAUCUAAAUAUGAAAGCGAUGAGGCGGUCUCAUUGUUCUUCUAUAUUUCUAGUUCAGGUGGGUUAAUUAGUGGAAGUGAAUGCAAAUAAUAUGUAUGCUGAACAAAGAACCAAUGCAGUGUUUCACAAAAUCCCUUGCAACCAAUCCUGAAGUAAAACAUAUCAAUGUCAUAUUACUUUGACCUGUAAUUAAUGAAUUUUCACAAGUCCCUGCAAAAUAUGCAUGUUGUUCGAGGCGAUUAAUUGGAUCAUGUUGUCACACCCGGUUGACUGAGUGUAUAUGUUAUAGAAAUAUAGGAAUAA
Haliotis rufescens (red abalone) is the source of this 3545-nucleotide messenger RNA. Its product is annotated as toll-like receptor 4. The record is from RefSeq and is a predicted model, not a curated record. Gene Ontology annotation, biological process: inflammatory response; immune response; toll-like receptor signaling pathway. The transcript has 2 exons. NCBI's taxonomy places the organism in Eukaryota, Metazoa, Mollusca, Gastropoda, Lepetellida, Haliotidae. Bases 118 to 2571 code for a protein of 817 amino acids. Gene Ontology annotation, molecular function: protein binding; transmembrane signaling receptor activity. Gene Ontology annotation, cellular component: membrane.